UUAAUUUGUAGCAGAUAACCUAAACUCUGUCACCCUCUACUUGAAAGUUGAAACACAAAAGCACAAACAUGAACAACAUUGGCGUCCUAAUGACAUGUCCAAUGUCGGAAUACCUUGAAAACCAGCUUGAAAACCGGUUCAGCCUCUUCAAGCUAUGGAACCAUUCAUCUCCCAAACCCGAUUUUUUAAAGACCCACUCGAGUUCCAUCAAAGCAGUCGUGGGAAACACCAAAAUCGGAGCCGAUGCAAAUAUGAUCGAUUCAUUGCCCAAUAUGGAGAUCGUUGCGAGCUAUAGCGUCGGCCUCGACAAGAUCGAUUUGGGUAAGUGUAAAGAGAAGGGAAUUAAAGUGACUAACACCCCGGAUGUGUUGACUGAUGAUGUAGCUGAUUUGGGUAUUGGGUUGGCAUUGGCUGUUUUGAGGAAAAUGUGUGCUUGUGAUCGGUUUGUGAGGAGUGGGAAUUGGAUCAAUGGUGAUUUUGGAUUGGCUUCAAAGUUCAGCGGUAAAUCAGUUGGAAUUGUUGGAUUGGGCAGGAUCGGAUCAGCAAUAGCAAAAAGAGCUGAAGCUUUCAACUGCUCUAUCAGUUACCACUCAAGAUCUAAGAAACCAAAUACAAACUACAAAUACUACUCAAACAUUGUUGAUUUGGCUGCCGAUUGUCAAAUCCUUUUCGUGGCAUGCGCUUUGACAGAGGAAACUCACCACAUCGUUAACCGGAAAGUUAUUGAUGCAUUGGGUCCUAAAGGUAUUCUUAUCAACAUCGGACGAGGUGCACAUGUCGAUGAACCUGAGCUUGUAUCUGCAUUACUCAAAGGUCGGUUAGGCGGAGCUGGACUUGAUGUGUACGAAAAUGAGCCUAACGUACCAGAGCAACUAUUCUCACUUGAGAACAUUGUCCUAGUACCCCAUGUUGGUAGCGACACCGAAGAAACAAGCAAAGCAAUGGCGGAUCUUGUAAUAAGCAACUUGGAGGCACACUUUAAAGGUAUGCCAUUGUUGACUCCUGUUUUAUGAUUUACAUUAACAUCGAGACUUAUAUUGAUUGAUCACUAUUUGAUAGAUGCCAUUUCUUAGUCGACGGAUGAUUGAUCCAUAGAAUACAAGUUAAAACCGUUUUUGAUAAUCUUCUUGUUUCUUUGCUUGAAUAUAAAUUAUAUGCUAAUUCUGGGUGGUUGUUAGCA
Messenger RNA from Gossypium arboreum, 1180 nucleotides. Its product is annotated as glyoxylate/hydroxypyruvate/pyruvate reductase 2KGR-like. Gene Ontology annotation, molecular function: NAD binding; glyoxylate reductase (NADPH) activity; hydroxypyruvate reductase [NAD(P)H] activity. NCBI's taxonomy places the organism in Eukaryota, Viridiplantae, Streptophyta, Magnoliopsida, Malvales, Malvaceae. Gene Ontology annotation, cellular component: cytosol. The record is from RefSeq and is a predicted model, not a curated record. Bases 69 to 1013 code for a protein of 314 amino acids. The transcript has 2 exons.